GCUCCCGGAGCCGCCGUUCCCCGUUCUGCAGAGCAGCGGGGCGGGCGGGGCGGGCGGGGCCGGGGCGGCCGCUCGGGAGCCGGCGGGGAAACGAAGGGUUUAGCGUGGGGCCGCCGGGGUCUCCUCCGCCGGGGUCUCCUCCGCCGCGCACGGGGAACGUCCGGCAGGGGCUCCGGGGCGGGAGGGACCGUUCUGCCCGCACCCCCCCGGCGGAACCCGGUCCCGCAACGAGCGGGUGUGCGGGGCGGGCAGCGGGGGCCCAGCCCGCCGGCCCCGCCCUCUCCCGUGCCGGGCGGGGCCGGGCAGCAGCGCCGAGCCGAGCCGAGUCUGCCCAGCGCCGGCCGAGCAGCGAGCGUGCCCGGGACACCGACCAGGAAGCCCCGUGAACAGUUCCAUGGUCUCGGCUUCUCCAGCACCACCGUCUCUCCACGUUGGAUGUUUUUGAGGGUAAAUCCAUGCGUUUCCCCCGCCUGCGGACCAGCAUCCGCGGAGCCGCGCGGUGACCCGUGUGCCGAGGAGCAGGCCGGUUCUCGCUCUCUGGGCGGACGCAGGUGAAGGAGGCCCUCAGGCUGGCACCAUGACAGAGUGCUUCGACUGCGACAACUGCAAGGAGUCCUUGUACGGGCGCAAGUACAUCCAGAUGGACAACGGCCCGUACUGCAUCCCCUGCUACGACGCGCACUUCGCCAACACCUGCGAUGAGUGCAAAGAGCUGAUCGGCCACGACUGCAGGGAGCUGUACUACGAGGAUCGCCAUUACCACGAGCACUGCUUCCGUUGCUUCCGCUGCGAUCGCUCUCUGGCCGAUGAGCCGUUCACCUGCCAAGGCGAGGAGCUGCUGUGCAAUGACUGCUACUGCAGCGAGUUCUCCUCCAAGUGCAUCGCCUGCGAGAAGACCGUCAUGCCAGGAUCCCGUAAGCUGGAGUACAACGGACAGACCUGGCAUGAGCAUUGCUUUAUCUGCAGCAGCUGCCAGCAGCCCAUCGGGUCACGGUCCUUCAUCCCAGACCAGAAGGAUUAUUACUGUGUCCCCUGUUACGAGAGCAAGUUUGCUCCUCGCUGCACCCGUUGCAAAAAGACCCUGACCAAGGGAGGAGUGACUUACCGGGACGAGCCGUGGCACAAGGAGUGUUUCGUCUGCACGGGCUGCAAGACCCCGCUGGCUGGGCAGCAGUUCACCUCCCAGGAUGACAACCCGUACUGCAUCAAGUGCUUUGGGAAUCUCUAUGCCAAGAAGUGCAGCGCCUGCACCAAGCCCAUCACAGGCUUUGGCGGUGGUAAAUACGUCUCCUUUGAGGACCGUCACUGGCACCAUAAUUGUUUUAACUGCGCCCGCUGCAACACCUCGCUGGUCGGGAAAGGCUUCAUCCCUGACAACGAUGAGAUCCUGUGCCGUGACUGCAGCAGCGACCUAUGAGCCUCCGAGGACACCGUGGGGCAGGGCCUUUCUCUAUUCUUCAGGGUCUUUGUGCCAGACGCCCCCACAACGUUCCAGGGGCCGGGCACAAGGCACAGGAGAUGGGGGCUGACCCCAAACCGCGGUGUGUGCAGGGGAUUCCUGUGCCCCUUCCUGAAGGCUAGAGUACGCUGUGCUAUGGCUCUUUGCAGAGUCAAAGCUAAAUAAAGUUGAAAAAGGAGCUUCAAGAUCCCCCCCCAUUAUUUACUCUUUCUUUUUGCUUCCUGUCUGACCAGGCAUGAGCUGAGCAAAGGGCAGCAGCAGCUUCAGCGUUGGGUGCUGGGUCUGCAUGCGUUUGCUCGCCUGGCACAGCGCUGACUUUUCUCCUUCCCCAUGUGCUUCCCGCGCUCUGUGUGAUGUCCGGCAGCAGCUCCUGGUCCCCGUGGCGUGGCCGUGCUGCCUGCGUGGCGGGCGGUUUGCAGCACAGCCUGUGCGUGCGGCUGGCGGGCGUGCAGGGCCCUCCGUGCCCCGUUUGGAGACACCAGGCUGGAGCGUGGCCAGAAGAGCGUGUGGCCUGCCAGAUGGGACCCACCGGGAUUUCUGUAGCCACCUCACCAUUUGCGGGCCAGACCCUUUGCCGUGCACGUCUCUGUGGAGGUGCUCUCACUCGGAUGUGGAUGAGGAGCUCAAAUCGCUUGCAGGUACCCCCUGCCCGCCCUGUUCCUGUCUAUCUGCACUGUGAUCUCCCGUGGCUGCCCCUGCGUUGUCUGGGCUGGGGCUGGUGGGUCCUGGCCACUGGUUUCGCCCCUAGAUGCACUGGGACGCUGGUGGGGAGGGUCUGCAAGGGCUCCCCUGGCCACAUUCGUCCCUCACUGUGUCCCAAAUUAAAGCAAAGGUGACACCUGGGCUGCCAUGCAGAGGGACUUUGGAGCUCCCCAAUCCUUGUGUUGGCCCUGACUGUGCAAAAUCAGACACCUUGAGCCUUCCCAAAGUCACCCCAGGGCUGGAGCCGUCCCUGCCCGCCAGCUGAGCUGGCUCUGGUCCCCAGGGCCCCUCUACAGUGGGACACUCACGCUGCCUUGUCUCUACAGCCCUUUUGCUUCUGUCUUGCUGGGGCACUUGUGCUGACCCUGCUUUCCUGCUUACACAGCCACGUGCGUUUCCCAAAGCAUCUCCUUGUGGGUUUAUUUUUCUCUUUUGUACUCUUUUUUGUCAUGAAUAUCUGUCGUUUUGUAACCAACCGCAGGAUGAAGGGGCUAGCCCUCCCCUCCCAGGCCUCACAGGAAACAGGAAAUGUUAUGCAUGUUGAAGUGUUGUUAACUCUGUAUGCGGAUCCUUGUUAAACCCUUGUUUGAAAGCUUUGAUGCAGGUAAAUCAGAGUUUGUGCGUUUGCUAUUCUGAGGAGCUUGGAGCAGUCUCUAGAAGGAAGUGUCCCAAACCUCAGCCUCCUGUGUAUUUCCUACGGCUUUAUAUAAUAAACCGUUCUAGUGAC
Molecule: messenger RNA, 2888 nt
Organism: Columba livia (rock pigeon)
Lineage: Eukaryota; Metazoa; Chordata; Aves; Columbiformes; Columbidae
Gene: FHL3
Product: four and a half LIM domains 3
Exons: 7
Coding region: 578-1417 (279 amino acids)
Biological process (GO): actin cytoskeleton organization
Cellular component (GO): nucleus; Z disc; stress fiber
Molecular function (GO): actin binding; transcription coregulator activity
Source: RefSeq, a predicted model, not a curated record